UCGUCUGGUUAUCGCUGCAAAUUAGCACCUCUCCUUCCUCGGGCAAACCCGUUAGAAAGGAGUCCAUCCAAUGUAUAAAACGAUAUACCCAGCGAAAGCUCCGAAUCAGUGCCGCGGUUAGUUCAUCAUCCGAAAGUGGUGCUUUAGUUUCUGUGCGCGCAGACAGGAAGCGAACGAGUGGUACACAGAGUGGUUAGACAGAGUGGUGAAAAAUGGUUCCUGUUUGGAAAAGGAUCGCGUUGGUGCUGGUAUUGAGUGCGGUGACGGUGAUCGCCGAAGAAGUGCAGGACGAAAAUGUGGCGAAACAGACGUUGGACACCGAUGUGGAAGAGGGUCGUGGUCGCCGACGUUUCUACAAGUUUUUGAUCAAAGCAUUGGCUCCAAUGCUGUCGAAUGUGCUGUCCACAGUGGUGCUGGUGAAGACCAAGAUUGUCAUAGUGGGUCUUUUUUUAGCUGGAAUUUACUUCUUUGGGCACAAACUCUGGCCCGGUGGUUUCUGUGGGCACUCAAUCGUAUCUGAUGGGCCUUCGUUCUUCGGCGAAGGAAUAACCGAUUACCACGGUACCGGACCGGACAUAAUCUCCAGCUAUCCCGGACCAGAACCGCUUAGCUACUCGCCAUACUACUCGAACCCGCCACCUGGCGCUAGCAUUUCCACGUCGUAUCUUCCACCCAGCAUAUCGUCUUCGUCGGUGUCUUCCUCGGGCCCGUCCAAUGCAUACCUCCCACCAAACCGACGCGGAAAGCGUGACACCCGAGUGCCGGAUGAUGAAGAACUGUUGGAAAAUGAAAUGUACUGGACCGAUCAGCUGACCGAUAUGGCCUUCCGCUUUCUCGGAGUAAUCUCGAGGACGUGCCGGAAGCGAUUCGUGUGCGAGUUUGAUUUCCAUGCUCGCAGCAAUCCAUUCAUACUGUUCGCCACCCGAGCGAUGGGACGCGACAUAUUCCACAACUACCGAGACGAUAGCGACGAACACGCCAAAAAGUACGAGGACUGCGGUCGCAUCUACGCCCAGUGCGGAGUUCCAAAAAGGAGUCCCAACGCCCAUCGGCGACGACGACCGUUGACCACCACCAGCACAACCACCACGGAGGACCCAGCGGAGGUGGCAGAUGACCUGGCCAACGAAAUCGGAAGCGGAUUGGAGCCCAGUGCCGAAACGGAGGGCGAAGACAACAAUACUGAACGUAGCUUCGACGGUGCCAAUCAGCAGAACGACGACGAAGAUGAAUGGAAACCGGUGAGGGCGAAUCCCCUGCAGAGGCUGUUUAUUCCGCUGCUUGGGUCGGCGAGGCGGAUGAAUUAGAUUUUCUAUCUAAAGGAAAAGUGCGUUGCGUGUGUGGUGCGACAAUCGGUCUAGCAGAGCGUGUACAUAAUGAAUGGAUGUCUAUUUAAAUUAUUUAGAUUAAUAAGAUGAAGUCUAUUUAUUGAAAAGCCCGUUUGCGUGUUGUUCCUCACUAGUUUUAGGAUAGGUCGAUCCGACCCGAAAUAAAAACGAUUGUACGAUUGUUGCCAAAA
Aedes albopictus (Asian tiger mosquito) is the source of this 1519-nucleotide messenger RNA. RefSeq lists its product as uncharacterized. NCBI's taxonomy places the organism in Eukaryota, Metazoa, Arthropoda, Insecta, Diptera, Culicidae. The transcript has 4 exons. The record is from RefSeq and is a predicted model, not a curated record. Bases 213 to 1307 code for a protein of 364 amino acids.